AUGUCUUUCUUCUCGGUGCUUGGUUUCUCAAUUGGUGCUAGUGCAGCAGAGAGAAAGCUUAAUGAGCUAUUCGAAUACUACCAAGUAGCUCUGGAUGAUCAAAGAGUAAAAAGUAUUGGUCGUAUUUCUAAAUGGGAAGAGAAGACUGUUGACAAUAUAAAACGGCAUGCAAGUAAUCUAAAAACUCUUCUAGAACAACAAUACGAUACGCAGAUACGAUCAGUUAAAGAAACGAAAAAAAAUUAUCUUAGUAUGAUAGAUGAACACGAAAAUAUCGGAGAUGAGCAAGCCGUUCGUUCGCUACUCGGGCAAUGCACUUUGUUAAAGUUCGAAUUAGCACAGAUUGAAUACCAUCCGUGCUCUAUCGAUUUCAUUCAAUUGGUCUCAAAGGAUUCCGAAAUAAUCAAUUCGAAAGUAAACAAACCAUACAAAUCUCAAACGAAAUUUUCAGCAGAGAAUUUAUCAGACAUCAAUGAUCCAUUAAAAGAAAGCCCCACUGGACAUUUCUCAGCUGAAUCAACAAUUUGCGAUAGCUAUGACGAUGACUCAGACUUCAAAAAAUGUCCUGUCUGUUUUAUGAUAUAUCCAUUCGAUAUGGCAAUACAAACACGUAUAGAUCAUGUACAAAGUCAUUACACAGAUGAUAGACAAACCGAUCCAAUGCAAAGUUAA
Molecule: messenger RNA, 672 nt
Organism: Adineta ricciae
Lineage: Eukaryota; Metazoa; Rotifera; Eurotatoria; Adinetida; Adinetidae
Source: the annotation of a GenBank genome assembly